GCUAAUAAGAAGCGCGGCAGAACGGCGAGUGAGACCAGCAAUGGCAGCGGCCUGGGCAGCGUGCCCAGCAGCGCCGGACCCAUCAGCAGCGGAAGCAGUGGCUUCAGCGGCUCUUUUCUGGGUAAGCAGUUCUCGUUCGCCUCGGGCGGCAAGUCCAGCGGUACGGAUGUGAUCUCCACACAGCCCAGCCGACCGCAGGAGGAGCCAGCAGCACCAACUACGACAGCGGCCAGCUCAGCCGCUAAGCCCGCUGCCAGCGCUUCGGAUAGCGCCAAUACUACGGAUAUAACAGCAACAACAAUAACAGCUGGAGGCUACAAGCCAGUCACCAACUUUGAGCCACAGGAGCGAGUAAAUCCCUUUGACAAGGAGCCACAGAAGUCAGUUAGCAUCGCCAGCAUGGGUGCUGCUUCGAACACAACCUCGUCCUCAUCAUCGAUAUCGUCAUCGUCAAUCUCAUCGCGCAUCAAUCGGAAUGGCAACAACAUCAAGUCACCCCCACCACCGGCCGGGCCACCACCUCCGCCGCCUAAUGUGACCACCAAUGCGAACAUCAACACUAACACGAAUAGCUCGAGUGUCAGCGCCAGCGCCUAUCGCAGCAGCUUCAGCAGCUCUCUGAGCAAGGACAAGACCAGCUACGGCAACUAUGACAGCACCAGUUCCAUUGAGACCAUAACGCGCAUGGAUACAAAUACCACAAAUACAGCGGCCAUAGCCACGGGUGCUGGCGCCAGCGAAGCGAGCGGCAUCACAGCGAUCACCACCGGAGCCGUUGGCACCGCCAACGCCAUCACCAGUUCGGCAUCCAACAACGAUUGGCGCUCAGCCAUAGGCAUACGAUCGGCAAGCGUCUACAGUGCGCCAGCUGCUGUCACCACAGCUGCUCUGCCGGGCGACACAUCCGGCUACGAUUCGAACUCGCUGGCCUCUCAGGCCGGCUACAACAAUCCCAGCGAUCUGCCCUCGUACACGCGGCCCUCUUACUCCCGCUCCGAGAGCAACGCAUCGAAGCAAUCCGAUUUGGACAUCAUAUUCGGAGACGGCAAGACAACAACCUCGAGCCCGGGCAACGGCAAAUACACGCGCUCCGGCGGCUCCAUCUCUGAUGCGGACAUGAUCUUUGGUGGACCACCCUCCAACUACAAGACCGAUCGCUUCGGCGCCGCCAAAAGCAUGAGCAUGAGCUCCAGCGGCGUUGGAGCCAGCUCCAACUCCUAUAAGAUCUAUGAAGGCAUACAGAAUGCAGCCUUCAGCGACUUUAGCGACACGGGCAGCGUUAGCAGCGUGAACUCAACUAGCAGACGAUGGAACGCCAAGCCUGAGGAGGAGGAUGAACUGGAUUUAAAAUAAAUCCACACACACACACACAAACACACACACACACAAACACACACACAUACAAACACAGACACACUCACUUCACGCUACAUUCAUAGCAUAUAUCAGCCCAACACACUUGAACUAUAGGGAAUCUGUCUUUUUUCUGCCUCCGAAGUUUCCUGGUUUCAUAAGGGAAUGAACCAAAGCACAUGCAUCAGCAGCAGCAUCAGCAUCAGCAUAGGCAUCAGCAUUAGCAUUAGCAUCUAUAAACACAUUGAGUUACUAUAGUUUUCACUAUCGAUACAAGUUAUUUGAAUAUGCUACAAUAUCUAUAUGUACAAUUUCCUGUUAUUAUAUAUAUAUAUAUAUAUAGUUAUAUGUAUGCAGUUACUUCUCAUUUGCGAUAUGGUAGGAGGAAAGGAGAAGACAUACAAAAUGAACUAUGAAAACCACUCUCAACUACUCACAAUGUAUAAUUAUAACCACCAAAGUAACAACAAUAAUAAUGGAAGAAGAAAAUACCAUAAAUAUGCGAAACUUUGACGACGACUUGACUGGUUUUGCAACUGAGAUGGAUAUUAGGGAUACAGUCAGCUAGACAUAUAUAUAUAUAUUAUUGAGAAGAAGUUUGAAUAAUGGAAAAAUAAUAAUUAUUGAGAACAGUUUUAUGGCAUAUUAAAUGUUGCUAAAUACAUAUAUUCGCAAGCGUAUAUUAAUGUUUUAACUUGCUAUUGAAUUUAUUCAAAUAAUACUAAAUACAAAUUAAAUUGUUACCAAACGAUGAAACGAUGAAACGAUGAAAGCGAUGAGCGCGAUGAAUCUUAAAAUAAACUACUAAAAAGCACCGAUCGAGCUCCGUUGAACUCGAGUGCUUAGAUAAAAGACAAUAUGAAUUGAAAAGAUCUUCAACUAAUAUACUAAAUGUUUACAAUGCAAACGAUGGUUAUUAAAAUAUAUGCAUAUAAAUAUAUGUAUGUCUGUACUACCUUCAAAAUAUAUAUAUGUGUAUAUAUAUAUAUAUAUAUUAUAUGAGCAAAUGUUACACAGCAAGGCAUACACAAAGGCUACUCACACACAAAUUAAAUGUUUAUUAUAUGCCCACAAAUAUUAUUGUACAACACAUGCAUAUAUAUAUUAGUAGUUAAUGUUUAUACACACAUACAAACAUACUCGUAAUGCUACUCAACAACUGCGAGCAAAGCAAUGUUAAAUUAAGGUAAACUUGAACACGAGACAGGAAGGAUUAUAAGAAUAUUUGAAAGGAUGCUGCGAGGCUUUGAUACGUCUUCGUGUGGCUGUCGAGGCACUGAAUGGUUAAUGGAUUGACUUAUCCAACAGCAAACACACCUAUACAAUAUUGACUACUCACCAAUGUUGAAUGCAACAACGAACAUUUAAUAGCAAACCAACAAACCAAAAAACAAAGACAAACAAAUGGUAUUGAAUGACUAGGUUAAUGCAAUACUUUAGUAAAUGUUUAAUUGAUUUUGUUACGCACAUGUUUAAGCAUUAUUUUUA
This is a messenger RNA of Drosophila hydei, 2841 nucleotides long. RefSeq names its product synapsin-like. Bases 400 to 1353 code for a protein of 317 amino acids. NCBI's taxonomy places the organism in Eukaryota, Metazoa, Arthropoda, Insecta, Diptera, Drosophilidae. The transcript is spliced from 2 exons. The record is from RefSeq and is a predicted model, not a curated record.